AUGCCCGAUCACGACAAGUAUCAGCUGCGUCCGCGCACGGCGCGCUCCCGCGAGCCGCGUGCGCGCCGAACGCCACAGCCCCUCAGCAAAUACAGGAGGAAAACAGCGAACGCGAGGGAGAGGAGCAGGAUGCGAGAGAUAAACCGCGCUUUUGAAGCUCUGCGGCGAGCAGUUCCCGCUGCAGAAAUAACUGGCACACCCGUUCCUUGCGAGAAGCUCACCAAAAUCACGACUCUGCGUUUGGCAAUGCGAUACAUUACGGCGUUAUCUUCUGCUUUAAGAGACACGAGCCCCGAGACCGAUUCUUCUCGACCGGAUCGGUGGCCCUCACCACUAUGCUCUGAAAUGUCAGAAUUCUCAACUGAGCAAGAAACUCCGUCGGAAUUCGCUGAGGACUCCUUGUCGCCAUUUGACUCCUUCUUCGCGGAAUUCGACUACGAGUAUAUUGACAGGACAUUCUCGUGACAGUGAAGUGUUGGAGUGUUCAUUAGGUAUUCCUCAAUUCUCAUUUUGCCAUAUUAAUUAUAUUAAUUAAUUUUAUAAAUAGUUUAUCGAGUGAGGUUUUUGAGAUUUUAUUUAUUUGUUUUAUUAAUAAAAUUGUUUUUGUUGAA
This is a messenger RNA of Vanessa atalanta (red admiral), 611 nucleotides long. Its product is annotated as helix-loop-helix protein delilah-like. NCBI's taxonomy places the organism in Eukaryota, Metazoa, Arthropoda, Insecta, Lepidoptera, Nymphalidae. The record is from RefSeq and is a predicted model, not a curated record. The transcript has a single exon. The coding region runs from base 1 to 465 and encodes 154 amino acids. Gene Ontology annotation, molecular function: protein dimerization activity.